Messenger RNA from Gopherus flavomarginatus (Mexican gopher tortoise), 1145 nucleotides. RefSeq lists its product as uncharacterized. The record is from RefSeq and is a predicted model, not a curated record. NCBI's taxonomy places the organism in Eukaryota, Metazoa, Chordata, Testudines, Testudinidae. The transcript is spliced from 2 exons. Bases 81 to 1010 code for a protein of 309 amino acids.
UAUGGGGAGAGGAUUCAGUGCUAACAGAACUCCGUUCCAAAAGACGAAAUGAAAAAAUAUUUGAAAAAAUUUCCAAGGCUAUGAUGGAAAAAGGCCACACCAGGGACUCGGUGCAGUGCAGAGUGAAAGUUAAGGAGCUCAGACAAGCCUACCAGAAAACCAAAGCAGCAAAUGGAAGGUCUGGGUCAGGGCCGAAAACAUGCUGCUUCUACGCUGAGCUGCAUGCAAUUUUAGGGGGCUGCGCCACCACUACCCCACCCCUGUCCGUGGAUUCCGAGGUGGGAGUGGUAAUCUCAGCCAUGGCUGAGGAUUCUGCAGAGGGGGAAGAUGAGGAAGAGGAGGAUGGCCUUGCAGUGAGCACACAGCACUCCGUUAGCCCCAACAGCCAGGAGCUUUUUCUGACCCAGACGGAAUUACCCUCCCAGCCCUCCCAAGGCACUAGCCCAGACAGUGAAGCCAUGGAAGCGACCUCUGCUGCACAUUAUUCAAGCCUCCCUACUCCAUCCCGAAGGCUCUCUCAGAUAAGGCGGAGGAAAAAGAAGAUGCAAGACGAAAUGUUCUCGGAAAUCAUGGAAGUAACCCGCAAUGAAAGAGCUCAUCUGAACGAGUGGAAGGUCGUGGUAGCAAAGUACAGGAAAGAUGCCAGUGAAUGUGAGGACAGGAGGGACCAACGUGAGGAUAGGAGGGACGAACAUGAAGAUAGGAGAGACGCUCGAGAUGAGAGGUGGUGGCAGGAAGAUCAGAGGUGUAGGCAGGAAGAUCAGCGGUGGCGGGAUGCAACGCUGGGGCUGCUGCGUAAUCAAACUGAUAUCCUCCGACGUCUGGUGGAUCUUCAGGAAGAGCAGCGGGGUCACAGAGUGCCGCUGCAGCCCCUGUGUAACCACCUUCACCACUCACCAUGUUCCAUAUUUUCCUCACCCAGACAUGUAAGAAUGCAUGGGGGAAGGCUUCAUGCACCCGCCCACUCCACCCCCGUGGACAGUCCAACCAAAAGGCUGUCAUUACAUUGAAAUGUGUUUAAUGGCCUUUUCCUUCCCUCCUAUCCUCCUCCCAAACCACACCCAGGAUACCUUGUCAGUUCUCUGCCUCUUUUUAUAAUUACUUUUUAAUAAUGAAUAUAUGAUUUUUAAACGAUAGAGACUUUA